CGCAAUCAAUACCCUUGUCUCUUCUCUCUCUCUCUCUCCUCCUUGUCUCUUUGACUCUGACGACUUAAUAAGAGCAGCAGACUCUAGGGUUUGUUAACAGUGAAUCUAUCCGCUUCCUUCCCCCAAUAGUCCCCGCGUUCUGACUAACGAAAGCAACAACCUUUGGACCAAUGGCAACCGAGAAUCCUAUCAGGAUGUCUGGUAACAACGAGAGAUGGUCUAACUCUAGGCCUGUUUCUGUUCCUAACCGAAGUGAGAGUGCGCCUCCGAGCAUGGAGGGAUCGUUUCUAGCUGUUGAUAGUCUCUUGUCGCGACAGGGUCACGACAGGGCAGCUCAGGAGCCUCUGACCACUCAUCCUAAUAAACACAACCUGACCCGCACACCUUCUCCACCUGUUUAUUACCCUACUACUGAGUAUCAGCUCGUAGACAGUCGUGUAGGUAGCUUUAGCAGUAACCAGGGACUGAGUAUAGUCAACACUCCCAUUCAUUGUCCCCAAGGUACACUUUCUACUCACAAGGAAGUGUCUGAGGAUGAAGUCUCUCCUCAACAGCAAUCUGUUAAUAGUGUUUCAGAUAGUACUAAUGUGAUGGAUACUAGUCUUUCGCAAGGUCUGGCAGAUACUAUGCAGGAUGGUAGUUCUUCUGGUCCAACCCCUCAGCAUAGUCGGCCUAACUCUUCAGAUGGUGAAAUGAACACAGCGGAUGAGAUUGAUAACUUCUCGGAGAUGUCAGGUGACGUCGUGGAUAAAGAUAAUCCUGCUUCAGUUGGCACUGUGAAGAGUCUCGAUGAGUCUACUAUCAUCUCUAAGAUGAAGAAUACUAACAUAUCUGGGCCAGGGACAGCUAAACACCCUAGAGAACAACCAAGGAGUGCAAGGCCAGAAAGGCAGAUGUAUCCACAACAAAGUAAUGUAACAUGGAUUCAAAAUGGCGCCAACAUGGGUUAUCAGAGUCUUAACGGGACCACGGGACAGUUUCAUUAUGGUCAGCAGCAUGUGCUUCAUCAGUCUCCAGGCUUUACUCCGCCUACGCAAACGGGUUAUGUGACUUCACCAGCUCAAGUCUAUAACAUGCAGUCUCCUGGUGUCUACUCUCCGCAAUAUGGUUAUGGACCAUACACUAACAUGAUCCCACCACACCCACAGUACAUACCUGGAUACCCUUCCCAUGGUUCAGUUCCGCUUAUUGUCCGUCCAGAAUAUAUUCCUCAGUUACAUGGGCCGAGUGCGGGGAAUGUAGUUCACAGAGGUGCUGAGAGUUUCUAUGCUCCACCAGGGCAACCUUCUUUUCCAGAUCCUAUGUAUAUGCACUACAGUCAACAGGCAUUAGGACAUGUGAAUGCUCCUAGAGGGAACCAUAAGAAUGCUCCUGAGCCUCAUAAAGAUGAGUCAAGGUUCGUCCGGCAAAUAAGGGGACCAAAUAACUCUAAUAUGGGUCUUAAUUACUAUGGAGUCCAGCCAAAUGUGGUGCAAUAUCUGCCUAGUGCUCCUCCUUCACCGGGCUAUGUCCCCUAUGUAGAGGCAUACCCUGGAUGGCAGCAGCAGGGAAGCUUGGAAGGUACCAAUGGUCCGAGAUUGUGCAAUUUUCUUGAAGAGCUGAAGUCUGGAAAAGGCAGGAGGUUUGGUUUAUCAGACAUCACAGGACACAUUGUUGAGUUCAGUGCGGAUCAGCACGGGAGCCGAUUCAUUCAGCAAAAGCUUGAGAACUGUAAUCCAGAAGAGAAAGAAGCUGUCUUCAGGGAACUUCUUCCUCAUGCUUGCAAACUAAUGACAGAUGUGUUUGGCAAUUAUGUCAUUCAAAAGUUUUUCGAAUACGGAACCCCAUCACAGAGAAUGGAACUUGCUGAUCAGCUCAUGGGACAGAUAGUACCACUUAGUAUGCAGAUGUACGGUUGUCGCGUGAUACAAAAGGCACUUGAUGUCAUAGAGCCUGACCAGAGAGUUCGUUUAGCACGCGAACUUGAUGGAGAUGUCAUGAGAUGUGUUCGAGACCAAAAUGGAAACCAUGUCAUCCAGAAAUGCAUCGAGAGUAUCCACGCAGACAGAGUUGGUUUCAUGUUAUCUGCAUUCCGUGGUCAAGUCUCCUCUCUCUCUAUGCAUCCUUAUGGCUGCCGUGUCAUACAGAGGCUUAUGGAGCGUUGCUCGAACGAGCAUCAGUGUCAGUUCAUCACAGAGGAGAUACUGGAGUCAGCACGUGUCCUUUGCAAGGAUCAAUACGGCAAUUACGUCAUACAGCAUGUAUUGGAGAAAGGGACAUCUGAAGAACGAGAGAGAAUCGUGAGGAAACUAUCAGGGCACAUCGUGCAGCUUAGCCUACAUAAAUUUGCAUCAAAUGUUAUAGAGAAGUGCCUGGAGCAUGGUGGUAGAAUUGAGAGGGAUCUCAUCAUCAAAGAGAUUGCAGGGCCUGAUGAGAGCUAUGAUAGUCUAUUGAUGAUGAUGAAGGACCAGUAUGGAAACUAUGUGGUGCAGAAGAUAUUCGAGACGUGUAGUAUUGAUCAGCGUGUAGUGUUGGUCAGCAGAGUCAGGAUGCACGCUUCUGCUUUGAAGAAGUACACUUAUGGGAAACAUAUUGUCACUCGUUUGGAACAGCCCUUUGGUCAAGAAAGCCGAGAAUCGAGGCGAUGAGUGGCUUCUUCUGAUUCAAUACAGUGACUGAUUCAGAUAUAGUCGAGAUACAAUUCGCUAUUUCAUGAAAAAUGGAGAUUUCAUUGCAAAGGUUCACUUCACAAUCCACAAUGAUUGUGGAGAAUGUUGUUUGUACUUUAGAAUUUGAUCUUAGCCGUUAUGUGUGGCCAUGUUGGUAAAUAUCGAUAAUUGUAUCAGUAGUGUACACUCGUAUUUGUAACUGGUUUGUGGAUUCUCAUCAGAAAACAAUUCCAAACU
Messenger RNA from Brassica oleracea var. oleracea, 2885 nucleotides. RefSeq names its product pumilio homolog 6, chloroplastic-like. The record is from RefSeq and is a predicted model, not a curated record. Gene Ontology annotation, molecular function: mRNA binding. NCBI's taxonomy places the organism in Eukaryota, Viridiplantae, Streptophyta, Magnoliopsida, Brassicales, Brassicaceae. Gene Ontology annotation, cellular component: cytoplasm. Gene Ontology annotation, biological process: post-transcriptional regulation of gene expression. The transcript has 10 exons. The coding region runs from base 171 to 2627 and encodes 818 amino acids.